GCCUUGAUUCCUGCAAAAAGAAAAAGCACAAACAAAACCAAAACAGAAUACUUGCAGGGGUUGCUCUCACGGGAAUAAGAGGUGGUUUCUGAAAUGGUUGGCGCCUAUUAAGCACCCAGUGAUCCAGUGGCAUGAACCCCAGGGGACAGCCGAGGGCGAGUGGUCUCGGAAGCGUGCCAUGUGCAGGACACAGCAGAGCUGGGAGUGUCAGCCGGGAGGGAAGCUGCUUGGAGGGAGGCUGAGAUGGCUCACUUCAGGUGUCUGAGGGAUGCCAUGUGGCAGAGAACUUGCACAUCCUUGAGGUGGUUCUGGACAGAGGACUCUCUGUGCUGGAGGCUGCAGUGUAAGGCAGAGCUGCCAAACAGCCAGCACCGCGUGACACAGGCUGACUGGGGACAUGGUGCAUUUUCCCCAUAGUCAAGAUCAAGCAGGGGUCAAAACACCUAGUGCUUUAGGGAUUUCAUACGGGGGAAGUGGGACUCCAAGGCCACUGAAACUGAGAUCCCGUGGUUCUUCAAGAACAAAAGACCUUUAAUUCAAAUACUUUACUAUUAAUAAUUGAUACCAUAUUUUCCCAUAUGAGUACAAAUGUACAUGGGUAUGUUCUACAGGAAGGAGGUUAUAGUUGUCUAAGAUGGUUUUAAAACUUUAUUCCUGUAAAUAUAGAACAUUUACAAGAGUGGGACAGUCUUGUGCUUUAUCUCACCUUUCUGAGAUGGGAGUUUUGGGGAUAACUUCCAAGAGACGUGUUGCUUCCUGUCCCUCAGAUGGGCCAGCCCAAGCCGGGAGGCUUCUUGGCCACAGGCAGCUCUCACCCAGGAUGUGCCACCAUGCUUCAUACCUCCUGAACGCUUGUAGCCAUGGGUGGAGCUCUGUGAUGUUUACAACAUGUAAGAAUGAAUCCCAACUGAUGAGGGAAUCUGGUUUCCAUCAUUGAUUGGAAACGGAUUCCUAUCCCUUUCCCUUGCUCUGGAUUUAAUCUUCCUGUGAGAAUGAUCUAAGCCACUUUCCUCUAUCAGAGGACAGAAGGGAAACCAGGAGAAAGGGAGGGAGCGACCGUUCCUAAUGAUCUCUGAGCCACCCAGUGCCCGCCGGCCCCGGUGGGGAGUCACGCACAGCACCUGUGUCCUUGCCUUCGUUGCACCCCUCCCUGUGUUAGAGAGCUGAGAUCCUGAUGUGAGUACCUCAUGUGGCCUCGUGUGUCCUCUGCUGAGUCUCACUGGGAAGCAGCACAAGAAAUGGAUGAGGCGGAGCAGACCUGGCCUUGGAAUCUGGCCCCGCGCUUAAGCGAGGAUGGUCUUCGUGGCCUUUCUGAGCUUGGCUUCCUCUGAGUGGCGGGAAGCCUCAUUGGUCAUUUUUCAGAGCCCCUUGGUCCACUCCUCGGCACUAAGACACUUGAGAAAGGCUCCUCUCUUCACUCAGCAUGCUAUGGGGUUACUUAAGUUUAUUUCUUAAUUGAAUUUUCUCAUUAAAACCUGCUUUCCCAGAUCUGUUUGGCAGCAGGACAGUUUCGAGGUGGUAGAAGAGAGGCCCAGCUUCCUCUGUAUUUCCUUUCCCUGACUUUCUGGAGGCAUUAUCGAAGUACGCUAAGCCGCACGUAGCUGAAGUGCACAACUGGAUGGCUUGUGUUUGUUUCAGUGAUAACACACAACAUCUGCCUCCCUGCUCUCCCCAGCCUCCCGUCUCUGAUCGCGCACUCCCUAGUUUUCCAGCCUCUUCUUAAGCAGCGAUUCCAGCUGGCAGCGCCGUGACAAGUGUUUCCGUAAGCAUUCCCACGAUCCUCUAAGUGAGGAGCAUGACCUCGGAACCAUGUGCCCGGUCCCCUCCCCUGACGUAGGAGGUAGUGGGAGAGUGAUCAGCAGCUGGACUGUGCCUUGGACCUAAUGAGGCGCCUGCCUCCCCAGCAAAUCGAGAAAAACCUCAGCGACCUGAUCGACCUGGUCCCCAGUCUAUGUGAGGAUCUCCUGUCUUCUGUUGACCAGCCACUGAAAAUUGCCAGAGACAAGGUGGUGGGAAAGGAUUACCUUUUGUGUGACUACAACAGAGAUGGGGACUCCUAUAGGUCACCAUGGAGUAACAAGUAUGACCCUCCCUUGGAGGAUGGGGCCAUGCCGUCAGCUCGGCUGAGAAAGCUGGAGGUGGAAGCCAACAAUGCCUUUGACCAGUAUCGAGACCUGUAUUUUGAAGGUGGCGUCUCAUCUGUCUACCUCUGGGAUCUGGAUCAUGGCUUUGCUGGAGUGAUCCUCAUAAAGAAGGCUGGAGAUGGAUCAAAGAAGAUCAAAGGCUGCUGGGAUUCCAUCCACGUGGUAGAAGUGCAGGAGAAAUCCAGCGGUCGCACCGCCCAUUACAAGUUGACCUCCACGGUGAUGCUGUGGCUGCAGACCAACAAAUCUGGCUCUGGCACCAUGAACCUCGGAGGCAGCCUUACCAGACAGAUGGAGAAGGAUGAAACUGUGAGUGACUGCUCCCCACACAUAGCCAACAUCGGGCGCCUGGUAGAGGACAUGGAAAAUAAAAUCAGAAGUACGCUGAACGAGAUCUACUUUGGAAAAACAAAGGAUAUCGUCAAUGGGCUGAGAUCUAUUGAUGCUAUCCCUGACAACCAAAAGUUUAAGCAGUUGCAGAGGGAGCUCUCUCAAGUGCUGACCCAGCGCCAGAUCUACAUCCAGCCUGAUAAUUAAGCCGAUCCAGGUCUGUGCAGACUUUUGCAGACAAAUCAAAACAAGAAGCUCUGAAGAAUGACCUGGUGGAGGCUUUGAAGAGAAAGCAGCAAUGCUAAACCUCUGUUUCAUGCUAACCAGACACGCCGUGCACUCGUUAGAUUCCUUUCUUAGAAAACUCGUUUUCUGCUCCCUUCCCUCGUCCCUUCCCUCCCCGACAGGUCACAUAACAGCUGCAUCAUUGACCGCACAGCGCCAUCUCUCCCUGAGAAUAAAGCCGAUAGCCACCCUCCUCCGGCUCCGAGCCUGCUUCUGCCACACCUCGCUCUCAGUUCUCUCCACAUUUCCAUAGAGACCGUGUGGUUUUUGUUCACCCGGGCCCCCCGUCUUCCUCCCUGUCCCCCCAUUUAUAGGCAUAAAAUCCACUGUCUGCCAGCCUCCCUUCCCUCCCACCUUUUUGGUACAUUGGUGUAAAAAAUGUAAAACAAAAAAAUUUUAUGAACUAACUGUGGUGUGUGAAAGAGAGAAGAAAAACUGGAAAUCUUAUUCCGUGUGUGUUUGGGAGUUGCUUGGGGUUGGGGGUCGUGGGGACAGGGGACAGCUCUGGGAGCAGAGGUGGCCCUCGGUGCCGUCCUGCGCAGACUCUCCCGUCCCACGGAGGCCGCGGGGUGGGGGCUGGGGGGGGUGCCGCCGACCGUUCCGCUCUUCCGGCCAGGUGCUUUUCUGUCAAUUUCUAUGGAAUGCAAAAGGAGGUUUUUGUUUUAUUUUGUUUUUUUGUAAAGCUUAAGAAAAAAAUCUACAUCUUAUACUUGAGCCUCCAUACUUAAAAAAAGAAAAGAAAAGAAAUCAAUAAAAAGAAACUGGGGCGCAGUUA
This is a messenger RNA of Homo sapiens (human), 3534 nucleotides long. RefSeq names its product capping actin protein of muscle Z-line subunit beta (gene CAPZB). Gene Ontology annotation, biological process: barbed-end actin filament capping; actin cytoskeleton organization. Gene Ontology annotation, cellular component: lamellipodium; hippocampal mossy fiber to CA3 synapse; cytoskeleton. The record is from RefSeq and is a predicted model, not a curated record. The transcript has 10 exons. NCBI's taxonomy places the organism in Eukaryota, Metazoa, Chordata, Mammalia, Primates, Hominidae. Bases 1884 to 2681 code for a protein of 265 amino acids. Gene Ontology annotation, molecular function: actin binding.